AUGAGGCUGCAAGAUUAUUCUGUAGAGACUGCACUUGCUGUAAUCAUUGAUGGAAAUGCCUCCCUCAAAAUUGACACCCAGCAUUUAAAUGUCAAUCUUCGAGUUGGAUCUAUCUACCAGUUCAUCGGAGAACUCAUCAUUCAACCCAAUAAUGAGGCAAUUUUGAAGGCACGAGUGGGUAGGAAUGUAGAUGGUAUUGACCUCAACCUCCAUCACCAGUCUCUGAAGCUUUUGAAAGAGUUUGUAUCUGAUCAAAUGAGUAAUCAUACACCAUAGAGUUGUGUGUGUGUGUGAAUGUUUUGGUUAAGGCGGAAAUGAUAAUUCAGAAACAGAUUUUACUUCCUAUGCAAAAGAUUUGCGAUAUUGUGGUGAACUGACCUUUUUGUGAGAUUGGAGUACGUGGCACCCUAAUCUUACUGCUACAAUCAUGAUGGUUCUUCAAGAUGCGGAAAUAUGGUGUUCAGCAAGAGUUGAUUGAGUUA
Messenger RNA from Camellia sinensis, 482 nucleotides. Lineage: Eukaryota; Viridiplantae; Streptophyta; Magnoliopsida; Ericales; Theaceae. The record is from RefSeq and is a predicted model, not a curated record.